AUGAAGCGGAUGGAGAAAGCGCCCUCGAAGGUCACCUGGGGUGACUUGUACUCCAGGCAGUCCAGCCUGGGUGAGGAGUCCGACCAGAGGGCAAUUGGGAACUACUGUGAGUUAUUCGCUGCUGCAGUGGGCAACGUAGAGUGGUUGCGGUUCUGUCGGAAUCGGAGCAUUGGGGAAAUUCCGGCAGACAGUAAGGGCUUCACCGCCAUCCACUUUGCAGCCCAGCGAGGCAAGCUUGCAUGCCUACAGAUCUUGGUGGAUGAGUACAAGUUUCCUGUGAACCAACCCACCAACAAUGGCCAGACCCCCUUGCACCUAGUUAUCCACAGGGACAACAAGACCAUGGUCCUCCCCUGCAUUCACUAUCUGCUCAGGAAAAAGGCAACUAUCAAUGCUCAAACACAAAAUGGCUAUACGCCCCUGCACAUAGCAGCCCGGGAGGGCCUACUGAGCUGUUUGAAGGUUCUGGUAGAGAAUGGUGCCAAUGUCCAUGCCCAAGAUGCUAUGGGCUGCAAACCCAUCGACUUCUGCAAAAUAUGGAACCACCGUACCUGUGCUCGGUUCUUGAAGGAUGCCAUGUGGAAACGGGACAAGAAGGACUUUGCCCAUGAGAUGGGGAAUCUGAAGAGGCUCAAGGACAGGCUGGUCGUCUUGGAGCAGCAUUACCUAACUGAGUAUCACAAAGAGCAUAAAUCCCUAAAUGAAGCCAAUUUCAAGAACUGGCUCCACUGCAAGCUAUUGUUGGCCCACAAUACCAAGCAGGAGUCUGAUGUCUUGCACUCAGCCACUGACCUCACAAAGAUCCCCGAGAGCCCCGGGUCACAGCCUUCUAAGAAGGCUUUCCUGGAGGUGAACCUGCGAUACUUGUCACAGCCAACACUGCAGCCUGUGGCAGCACCAGCACCUUUCCUGUGCAGGCCACCUGUAGUCAGGCGGCCCAAGGUGUGGGACCAAAACAACAACCCUGCCAGAUGCCCCAUCACCCAGAUCAGCUACCCACAGGGCAUCCGCCUGGGCGUGCAGCCAGACCCCACCCAGGAGCAUGACUUAAGUAACUUCGUGAAAGUGAGCCCCGAUAGGCACGGAGGUGCACGGCUGCACACAGUCACCGGCCACCUGGUGGUGCCCGUGCCCCAGCUGCCUUUUGAAGUGGUGGUCCGGGAGCUCUACCCCUCACAGAAGCCUUACAGGAUGAAGGUGCCAGAGGGCUUCUAUCCCAACAGCAUAAAGGAUGUGCCCCAGAAGCGGAGACUGGGCAAUAACACCUUUUGCACAGACACUCUGGCCAUGAACCUGCGUGAGACAUUUGAUGAAACCUUCCUGACAGCCCUGCGCGUUCAUCAAGGACUCCCUGUCCUGCCCUCCCCCAAAGACUCCCCAUAA
Orycteropus afer afer is the source of this 1383-nucleotide messenger RNA. It is a transcript of the gene ANKRD53, whose product is annotated as ankyrin repeat domain 53. Gene Ontology annotation, molecular function: protein binding. Gene Ontology annotation, biological process: mitotic metaphase chromosome alignment; regulation of mitotic spindle organization; regulation of mitotic cytokinesis. The record is from RefSeq and is a predicted model, not a curated record. The coding region runs from base 1 to 1383 and encodes 460 amino acids. Gene Ontology annotation, cellular component: spindle pole. NCBI's taxonomy places the organism in Eukaryota, Metazoa, Chordata, Mammalia, Tubulidentata, Orycteropodidae. The transcript is spliced from 6 exons.